This is a messenger RNA of Penicillium verrucosum, 2190 nucleotides long. RefSeq lists its product as uncharacterized. The record is from RefSeq and is a predicted model, not a curated record. NCBI's taxonomy places the organism in Eukaryota, Fungi, Ascomycota, Eurotiomycetes, Eurotiales, Aspergillaceae. The coding region runs from base 1 to 2190 and encodes 729 amino acids. The transcript has a single exon.
AUGGCUACCUUACACGAUGCCCUCCAAUGCCUCAAACCAACGUUAUGGGACGAGGUUCCCCGGGAUCCCGACGAGCUCCGUGACUAUGUGCGCGAGACCUUCAAAAAUAGCCGCCUGGUAGUGGAAUCACUUCCAGACCCCCCAAUAUCCGAUAACGAUAACUACCCCGGGUUAGACGACACGAAGGAUCCCUCCGCCCGACGAAUCGUCCCAUCAUCCGCACGAGUGGGAGAAACCGAUCCGGAGAUUACAGACCUACAAAAGGAAUGGGGGAAGCCACUCAAGAUGGGCGGACCAAGGGACAAUCCAUUAGAUGUGACAGUGUGGAAACUUUCCGCAGAUGAUGGUGGGGGCUCAUGGUUCGGGCGACGGAGUGUACAUGAGGGUAUCCCAUUCUCGCGGUGGCGGAAUAAGCUCUCAACUGAGUACGACGAAACGCUGAAAGUAAAUCGCAAGAAGAUUGAGAAUGGACAUACGCCUGACAAGUGCAUCCGUGGGAUUGGUGCCGAAGAAAAGAUCGAGAAAAUUGAGAUCAAGGACCAUGAUGGUUCGGUUCUGGGAGAGUUAAUGGUUUACCAUGUCUCGGCGCAGUUUCCCAAACCUACUGCACCGCGCGAUUUCGUGGCGUUGAUAAUCAAUUCCGAUUCUGGAUUGCAAGCUGGCGGAACUAAGCAGCCUGGUCGCAGCUGGAUCAUGAUCUCUAAGCCAUGUGAACACCCCGAUAUCCAGCAUAAGCAGGGCUAUACUCGCGGGCAGUAUGAGUCUAUCGAGCUCAUUCGGGAGAUUCCUAAGAAGAACGGCAGUGGGAGCAGCUUUCCUAGCCAGGGGAGUAAGAAGAAUAGUGAUACUUCAUCCUCCAAUCUUCAACAGCCUGAAGGGCUGCCUGAGCAGGAUGGAGCUGGGGAUGAUGAAGACGAAGAAAUGAAUCCUGUUGAAUGGAUCAUGGUCACUAGGAGUGACCCGGGCGGCAACAUUCCGCGGUGGAUGGUGGAUAAGGGAACACCACGAAGCGUGGGAACGGACGCCGCUAAAUUCAUUAAUUGGGCUCUUCAAGAUGACAAGCCACCCGAGCAAGAAGAAAGCACAGGCACGGAAGCUAUAAAUACUUCAGCAGGCGCCAAGGCUAGAUCCGGUGAUGGCGAGUCUGCGAAUGAAUACGACUCCAACCAGGCAGACGACUCGGAUUCGGAUUACGCAUCACUCAACAGCGACGGCGAGCAUUCGCAUCAUGGCCUGAUUGCCAGUGUUACCGGCUUGCUCAGUAGUGGACUGGAACGGUUCGCACCACAAGUUCUAGGCUAUGGCCCCCACACUAAAGUAUCGGGUGAUAUCCCGGCCGGGGACGAGGUUUCCUACAUUGAUGCAGACGGCAUGGCACACCUAAGCCCAAAUAGUGUCCAACAAAAUAAAACGACGUCGGGCGCCGAAUCUUCAAUAUCCCGUGAGCAUGACAAUGCUUCACUCUCCUCGGCCAAUUCCACACAAGAAGCAACAGCCAUUAACAAGGUAGCACACAACAACAUGUCACAGGAGGAACUGACGGAAAUUACAAAGAAUGGCAAGCUCACUUCCCACGAGAAAGAGCUCGCAAAGCUGGCCAUCCGCAAACGUGAGAUCGAAGACAAGCUAGAAGAAAUCCGCGCCGAACUCAACAAGUUUCAGAUCUCAUCACAACCGCCUAGUGUCUCAGGGACCCCAGUGAAAGGCAUCAGCGAGGUAGACAGUGACACUAACGGGAUGCGCAAGCGCGCAGCGACGAAUAGGUCUUCCAGGCCCGCCAGCACUAGCACACAGCAGAGCCAGAGCCAGAGCCAACAGCAGGACGAGGUCAGCAAUGAAGACCAGCCAUCUUCUGCGCGGACGGAAACCCCCGACCCGCCAUCGCGUCUCCCCAAAGCAGCCGCUCAAUUUCUCCAUGGGGAAUCUAAGCUGCUUAAACAGCUGCGCAAGAUCGAGGCUAGCCAGCUAAAAAUUACGUCGAAGAUUCAAGCGAAGCAGAGAAAGGAUGAUGAGCGUUCCCAGAAGUCCAAGUCCAAGAACAAGUCUGAGGUUGAUAACUUGAAGCAAGAGGUACAUGAUCUCAAGAAGGAGGUCAAGCAGCUUCGCUCUGAGCGCAAGAAAUGGGUCGACCUUGUUUCUUCGUUGCAGGCGGAGAAUACAAGGCUGGCGGCGAAGUCAGAGGAUGCUUAA